AUGACCAAAGUUGAAGCUGCACCUGUUGCAAUUAAGGCCACCAAACCUUUGAAGAAAGGAAAGAGAGAGCCUGAGGAAGAUGUGGAUACCAAAGUGAGCCUUAAGAAGCAGAAGAAGGCUGCUACCAAGGCUGAGGAAAGUGAAGAUGAAAAGCCUGCAACAAAGGAGGCUAAAAAGGAUAGCAGCAGCAGCGAUGAAUCUGAAUCCGAGAGCGAGGAUGAGAAAGAAACGCCUAAGAAGAAGAACACUGAUGCUGAGCAGAAACAGCCUAAGACACCAGCAACUCCUUGUACAGGAGGAUGCAAGACUCUCUUUGUUGGCAAUCUCUCAUUCCAAGUUGAGAAAAAAGAUGUUGAGGAGUUGUUCAAAGGAGCUGGAGAAGUUGUUGACGUCAGAUUUGCCAUGUCGAAAGAGGAUGGCAGGUUCAGAGGCUUUGGCCACGUUGAGUUUGCUACUGCUGAACAAGCAUCCAAGGCAAUGGAGUUGAAUGGUCAAGCUUUGCUCGGUCGUGAUAUUCGUCUUGAUGUUGCUACCAACGUCAGAAGCGGUGGUGGUGGUACUGCAGUUUUCGUCAAGGGUUUUGACAGAUCUCUUCCUGAGAAGGAUAUCAAGAGCGCAUUGAGUGAGCACUUUGCCUCAUGUGGAGAGAUCUCAGAGAUUUCUGUUCUCUGUGACCGUGAAACCGGUGCUUCCAUAGGAAUUGCUUUCAUUGUCUUCAAAGACGGCGCAGACAAGGCGUAUGAACUCAAUGGUAGUGACUUGGGAGGACGGAAUCUUAUCGUCGGUAAGCCGAAACCAAAGGAUAACACUGGCGGAUUCCAUAGUGGCCGUCGUGGUGGUGGUCGUUUUAAUAGUAGUGGUGGCAGAUAA
This is a messenger RNA of Microthlaspi erraticum, 870 nucleotides long. The record is from the annotation of a GenBank genome assembly. NCBI's taxonomy places the organism in Eukaryota, Viridiplantae, Streptophyta, Magnoliopsida, Brassicales, Brassicaceae.